AUGGUUUAUGUUCGCCAAAUUACUGUUUAUUACCACACACAUUCUAUCUUCCUAUCUAAGCCUGUUCAUUAUCUAUCUAUUUAUCUAAUCUUUUCAUAUCUAUCUAUAUUAUUCUUUUCAGGCUUAUCUAUCUAUCUAUCUAUCUAUCUAUGUUUAUCUAUCUAUCUAUCUAUCUAUCUAUCUAUCUAUGUUAAUCUUUUCAUAUCUAUCUUUAUUAUUCUUUGCGGGCCUAUCUAUCUAUCUAUCUAUCUAUCUAUCUAUCUAUCUAUCUUACUCUUUUUAUAUCAUCUAUAUUAUUAUUUUCAGGUUUAUCUAUCUAUCUAUCUAUCUAUCUAUCUUAAUCUUUGCAUAUCUAUCUAUAUUAUUCUUUUCAGGCGUAUCUAUCUAUCUAUCUAUCUUAAUCUUUUCAUAUCUAUCUAUAUUAUUCUUUUCAAGCCUAUCUAUCUAUCUAUCUUAAUCUUUUCAUAUCUAUAUUAUUCUUUUCAGAUCUAUCUAUCUAUCUAUCUAUCUAUCUAUCUAUCUUAA
Messenger RNA from Acanthosepion pharaonis, 525 nucleotides. The record is from the annotation of a GenBank genome assembly. Lineage: Eukaryota; Metazoa; Mollusca; Cephalopoda; Sepiida; Sepiidae.